Caenorhabditis elegans is the source of this 6961-nucleotide messenger RNA. RefSeq names its product Pecanex-like protein. The transcript has 26 exons. NCBI's taxonomy places the organism in Eukaryota, Metazoa, Nematoda, Chromadorea, Rhabditida, Rhabditidae. The record is from RefSeq and is marked reviewed. Gene Ontology annotation, cellular component: membrane. The coding region runs from base 69 to 6806 and encodes 2245 amino acids.
CGAUUUUUGCAGAGUAAAACCGGAGAAAAUCGAGCGAUUUUGGAGUCUGAAGCUCUCGAGCCGCCACGAUGAGUGUUGGCACACACAUCAUCGAGGUUAUUCGACAGGGUAUUUGGGCAUCGCUCACUGGUGGAUGGUACUAUGAACCGGGUUUUUCAAUAUUCUGCAACACAAUGCAUCUCUACGUAUGGUUUAUACUUAUUAUUCUUCCCCUUAUCCUUGGAUUUGUCGCUUCUCAAGGUGUCUCACUUGUAUUUGCUGCUUCAUAUACUGGAUUUAUUGUUUUCUUUUUCACUGUUAUUAAGAGUGUUGUCGCCUAUCUGCAUAUGAUUUUUGAUACAACAGAUCCAGUUGUGGUUACAAGAACAAUCAAUGAUUCAGUGGAUGAAUUGUACAGAGAAUCAGAACAACCUCCACUGGACGUUGAAAUGAUUGAACUCCGUGACAUGGGAUAUAAUCUACGUGGCUCCGAAAGAGCUCUUGAUGGAAGACGUGAGCCUAGUGUAAGAGAAGAGAUUGCUGCAAAUAUGGCACGUGCAAGACGACAUUUAGAAGCAGAAAGACACGCAGAUUCUGCUAGAGAAAGCCAAUCAACUCCAAUUCCUCAAAUUACCUCGAAGUUUUGGGAUUUUGUCAUCUCCAAUUCCUCUACCACAUCUGUAAAUGCAACUGCUCUUGCUGAAGUACGAAAAGUUUUAAAUACAAUUGAAGAUGAAUCAACUGAGACUGAAAGUGAGCCAACUUCAUCAACACGAAGACAACGUUCAAGUCCGAUGAAAGUGGUGUACGAGGAUGAACAACCGAAUAUUCGUAGUAGAUCAACAUCUCCGCCAACAAUUGUGACACCGAAACGGAAGAGAUCAGUGCCUUCAAAUCUUAGAAGACAACUUGAAAAUCAAGAAUCAACAGGACCUUCAACAUCUUCAGAAAGAAGAAGUUCUGAUCCAACGAUUCGGAAAAAAGGAAAAACUGAUGAGCAGCUGGAUCAUUAUCACGAAAAGAUUCGAGAAAAGUAUCGAAACAUUCAAAAAAUUCAAGAAGGCGUUGAAGAAGAGGACGAAGAUGAGGAAGAUGAUGAUAUGCCAUCCACAUCUUCAGCAUUACCAUCAAGUAGUAGACGUCAAUCACGGAGAAGAUCUUCAACUGGAGCAACUAAUCGAAAAAGAAAAUAUACACGAAGAGCCGGUUCUCCAGCUGUUUUUGCUGGGAAUUUGAUGAAAAAAGAUUCUCACGAAUCUUCUCGAAGUAUGCCAAGUUCUGUUGGCUGGACACCUGUUGUAGUGUCACUGGGAGACGUGGAUCGUCCGACAACUUCCCGAUAUUCAGCAGACGAUGCUGAUAAUGGAGCAGACAUUCGUGGAGAAAUCACGAAAUUUCUUGAAGAUUUAAUUGAUAAACAUCCCGAAACCCUAGAUGCUAUUGAAAAUGUUCGCAUGAGUCGAUUGGGAAGAGGCCGCCCGAGUUCAGAAUCUCAUGAUUCUGCCCCGGUUGAGCUUGCUCCACUGCCACCGAGUACGUCUGCCGGGCCAUCAACGUCGACAGCACAUCAGAAUUCGGAUCGUGUGGCACAUGGAAUAUUUGCAGUACCGCAUGUCUUGAGAAGUGCAGCUCGCUCAAAUUCAUUUAUUGACUGGCAUUCCCAUUCACAAGUUGUUUCUUCAAGUCAACAUCAUAUUGCACAAGGACACGAAGAUACAUCACAAGGAGCUGUUCACACAUUUCAGGAUGAAGAUGGUAAUUGGUGGACGUAUACUUUUGAUGAAAAUUCGGGUGUUGGAACAGCUCAACCUUUGGGAUCCGGUCGAGCCGUUCUCGAAUUGAUACAUCGAGAAAGAGAAAAGAAUCCGGAAUCUGCUCGAAAACUGUUUCCACCGGCAGAGUUGGAAGUUCUUCCAGAAAGUAUGUAUGAUUCGACUGAAGAUGAAAAAGGAGAGAAGACAUCGGAUGAAGAUGAUGGGAAACAGCCAAGUACUUCGGCUGCUGCAGCUGCUUCUUCUGUUACAGUUUUACCUUCUACGAGCAAUAGUCAAACACAGACUGUACAAUUGCCAUUAACACGUCGAGAACGAGCACUUUCAAGUUCAAGUAAUGAAUCGAGUACAUAUAUGCCAACACUUCCAUCUAGUGUAUUUCAUGCUCCAAGUGGAACUGGUGCAACCAGAGCUUCAUCUGCUCGUGGUAGCCAAAUGGUAUGUUUCUCCUCAAACGGAUCCCGUUUACGAAAUACAGUUCGAGAUGGAGAUGAUCGAUCGGCUGAUAGUAUGUGGCAAAUGGAGCAGAUAAUGGAAUUAAUUGAAAAUACGCAUAGUCGACGGAAUUUCGGUCCAGAAAUGCCGAGUCUGCCUAUCACAAAUCUAGAUCGUCGAGCUUCUUCAAACGUCCGUAAAAGCUAUUACUAUCCGAUGAAAAUGUUCCCGAAAGCUCAGAAAAACUUCAAUUUGAAAGUCGAUCGAAUGAGUGUUGAUCGACUUUUUGAUCGGAAUCAUACAAUUUGGUCGCUUCUUUUCGACAUCGUACUUGCCACAAUCGUUGCACUUCUUGCCGUUCUUCUAAUUGAUGCUCGUAUUUUCUAUGAUUAUUCACUUGUUGCAUUCUGUUUUGUCGUCGCUUCUGCUCAAUUCUCAUUGCUCAAAAGUGUUCAACCGGAUGCUUCAUCUCCAAUUCACGGGUUCAACUGGGUUGCAAGCUACAAUCGUCCGAUAUAUUUCUGCAUUAUGGCAAUGGGAUUACUGUACAUUCAUCAAGUUGCUGGGGGAAAAGAAAUCGAUGAGAAUCCGGAAGAAUUGGCAUGGAAUUGGAAUCCUUUUCGAUUACACAUGAUGACGUCAUCAGCAAUUCUGAUAGCUGUUCGAGAUCUUCUUUCAAUUCUCAUUCUUCUUCUUCCAGUGGCUUUUACACUUGGAUGGCUUCCACAGUUUAAUACAUUGGCUCAUCAUGUUGCUGAGCAAAUUGAAAUGCACAUUUUCGGUGGAACAGCUUCGUUCAGUGUCUUCUCAGCUUGUGUUCAACUGAUCAAGAGCUCAGUUUUCUAUGUGGCUCUUUGCGUACUAUGCCGAGUCGCGUACACAUUCUCACCUACAUCUACACAAAAUCCACUUUUCUCAACAUUCGUUGCCACUAGCGUCGCUGUAUCAUACCUUCUGUCAAGAAUGUCAUCUAAUCAGAAUCUAAUGGUCAUUCUAUUCGACAUUAUCACUUCUCCAUUCAGAAAACAUUUGGAUUCUGAACAAGAAGAUGAAGACGCAGCAAAUGCUCCAUCAAUUUCCACGGCUCGAGAUGAAAUGCCGAAAAUGGUGCGAAAAACAGUGGGAGAACGUGCCAGAUAUGAUUUGAUAUUCUCGAUUUUUCUGGUUGCAUUCUUUUUUGGAUUGCAUUCAACAUCGUUAUUCACUGCAACAGAGCCAUAUUUUACUCGUGCCAUAUCAGGAGUCUGUGUAUGCCUCGGAGUCCUCAAUCACUACCUGUAUCCACAAUUUCGAUCUCAUACACCAUGGCGAACAGUCUCAUCUCCACUAUUAAAAUCAGCUGAACAUCGACAAUUCGAAUCACCUGACGCUGCAAAAUUGAUGUAUUUCGAGGCGAUUCACUUGUGGAUGGUGGCGAUUGAAAGGAAUAUUGUGUAUCCACUAUUAAUCAUUUCAAUGGUAACUGAAAACAAUUGGGCGGUACCUGCCCCAUGGAUCAUUAUUCCACUCAUCUGCCUUCGCCUUCUUCGUGGUGGCUUCUCUCAGCCACAAUUAAUGUAUAUUCCCGUCGCUGUUGCCUGUCUAGCCGCCGCUUUUGAUCUCAAAAAGGUCAUUGAUAUCGAGUAUAAUGGGAAAUCUUUAACCUCCUGGAAUCUUCUUCCAAUCAUCAUGUACAUUUGCGUGUCCGUAUUUCCAAAAGUUGUGGAGCUUUAUCUGAAGAUUGCUUUCAUUUUGGCCUACGUCGCACCAUGGCAGAUUAGCUGGGGAAGUGCAUUCCACGCAUUUGCACAACCAUUCUCAGUACCUCAUUCUGCAUUGAUUGCCAUUCAAACUGUCAUUUCAAGUAUUAUCAGUGCCCCGCUUAAUCCAUUCCUAGGUUCCUCAUUCUUCACCUCUUCCUACGUCCGUCCUGUUAAGUUCUGGGAGAAAGACUACAAUACAAAACGAACUGAUGCAUCAACAAUGAGACUUUCAUCUCAAAUUGAUCGAGGUCCGAUGCUUGAUGAUAGCAAUUUGAAUGCAGUAUUCUAUGAACACUUGACAAGAUCUCUUCAGAAAAGUCUUGCUGGUGAUCUGGCAAUGGGACGAUGGGCUACUAGUGUUCAACCGGGAGAUUGUUUUGUUUUGGCAAGUUUCUACCUAAACUCGCUCGUUCACAUCAUUGAAGUUGGAAAUGGAUUUGUGACAUUUCAACUACGAGGACUCGAAUUCCGUGGAACAUACUGUCACCAACGAGAAGUUGAAGCAAUUACUGAAGAUAUUCGAGAUGGCAGUGGAUUCUGUUGUUGCUCGCCUGGCUCCCUUCCUGGUUUCCUCUCGUUCAAUACUGCAUGGAACUUGAGAUGGUUGGCAUGGGAAGUUGUAUCCGGAAAGUAUAUCAUUGAUGGAUACAGUAUCUCUGAUAAUUCUGCUGUCAAUUUGUUGCAGGUUCACGAACUCCGUCGUCUCCUCGUGACUCUCUACAUCAAAUGCAUCAUUUACUACACUUUCACCUCAACUAAAUUUCGUCAAUGGCUUCGUGAUGAUACAGUUCAAACGGCUAUUCGUUCAGUUAUUGAGAAUCCCCGUUACACGGACGUUGAUUCAAUAUUCUGUUCUACAAAUGAUGAAGACUAUGAUACUGUUGAAUCGGGAAUUUCUAGAAGUAGCUUCAAAAGUAUGUACCUGCCGUGGAUUAUGUAUUGUAUUGAAAAACGAGGGGAGUGUGUGCAGGAAGAUAAAUAUGAUCAUGAAGAAGCUGUAACACUAUGUUUUCUGCUAUCACUAGUUGCUCGAAGAUCUCUUGGAACAGCAUCUUUCAAUAGACAUUCAAGUGCAGCUGAAUCAUUUCUUUAUGGACUUCACUCAUUGUUCAAAGGAGAUUUUAGAAUAACUUGCCAACGCGACGAAUGGGUGUUCACUGACAUGGAUAUGCUCCGAUGUGUGGUGUCUCCAGCUGUUAAAAUGGCUCUAAAACUACAUCAAGAUCAUUUUGCACAAUUUGAGGAAUUUGACGAGAAUGACGGAUUAUACACGGUUAUUGGAGAAUAUCAGACGAAAAUGUUCAUUUCGCACGAGCAGGAUCCUGGCUGGCGGCAAGCGAUUCUGGCGAACACGCCGAGUUUAUUGGCAUUAAGACAUAUUUAUGAUGAUGGGCAGGAUGAUUAUAAGAUUAUUAUGCUCAAUCAAAUGCAUUUGAAUAUGCGAGUCAUAAAGCUCAAUCGAGAAUGUGUUCGUGCAUUCUGGGCUGGCCAGCAACAGGAACUCAUCUUUCUCAGAAAUCGGAAUCCGGAACGUGGAAGCAUUCAGAAUGCAAGACAAGUUCUUAGAAAUAUGAUCAACAGUUCGGCAGAUCUGCCAGUCGGUUAUCCAAUCUACGUAUCACCACUGACAACUUCACAUAUUGAAUCUCAUUCACAGAUUCAUAAAGUAUUUGGUCCCACAUUCACUUUCGAAGGCUUCCGACAAUUAGGGCAAAAUGUGUGGAAUCGUCUCCGGAAUCAUUUCGGUCCAUCUGGAAGUACAUCAGCUCAUCAACAACAACAACAACAACAAGCAUCUCAAUCAAUAGUUCCAACACCAACUCCCGUUCCUCCUGUAAUGCAAAUCACGAUUCCUUCUGCAACUCCAUCUGGAAUAUCUUCUGCACCUGGUGGACCGAAUCCGUCUUCAGGUGCUCCAGGAGGACUACGUGCUCAUUUUCAUGUCGGACCAGUACCAUCAUCAGGAAGAUCAGAUGGAGAAAAGGAUACAGAUGAGGAACAGGAAAUGAUUGUGCUUACGAUGACGACACCGAGACAGGGAAGAAGACUUGAAAAUUCAAUAGUUGAAAUGACAAAAGAUGGUACCGCCCGUGUAUCUGUACUUCAUCCGAAGACUCGUCCACCACUUGAUGAUUCAAUUGCUGCUCCAGUUACACUUACGACUCCACCACAAACAGAACGAGAACGGGCAAUCAUGAAUCGUCCGAAUUUUCAAACUUUACUCAAAUCAGGUCAAGUGAUUAAUGGAAACCAGGAGAUGGGUAUCGGAUCGUGGGCAUUGAUUAUUGAUAGUGAACAAAUAUUCAAAUAUCUCAAUGAACCAUUAAAAUCAUCUGGAGAGUGUUUGGUUGUGUGGCCAGAUGAGCUUGUGCAACAUAUGUCCGGACGAGGAUCCUGGUUAUUCCAACCAUCACGUGGAAUGGCUGGAAAAAUAGUGUACACCUGGUAUCCAUCGCAUCCUCUGAGAAAUCGAAGAAGUCAUGUUGGAGAUCACAUUCAUUUGAUAUCACUUCCACUUAUGCCAAAUGGUCUGGUACCUGUUGCUGAAAAAGGUCUUCGACUACUUGCUCCGCAUGAUAUUAAUACAUUAGGAUUGUCAGGAUGCACCACACAGGAACAACAAGAAUUCCAAACCCGCUAUAUUGACGUACUGAUCCUCUCAAAAAUCGUGACUGGUACCGUAUCCGCCCGUACUUCAUUUCCCAAAAAACCACCAAUUCCACCGCCAAACAUUCGAGAUCGGGAACGGGAUCGAGAGACUGGAACAUCAUCUUCUGCCCUUCCAACAACAACUGCAUCAAAUCCUUUGGAAACUACAGGAAACUCAUCUACCGAUUCAGUACCACUGGAAACAUCGGAGCUACCUGCAUUGACAUAAUCUCUUUUUUGUUUGCUCAUUUUUAAAUGUUCCAUAGUCGUUUCGGGUACUUUUCCUAUCCGAUCUGUAUAUUUUGAACCCAUUAUUGUGUGUUUCUUCUUGUGAUUCCCAUUUAGUGUGAUUUUGAAAAGAUAUAUAAACGUUAUGCUCUAUUU